AAUACUGAACAAAUGGAAAAUCCGUUAGCUUUGUUGACAACGGUUACGUCGCCGCACCAAGUUGACAUAUACGAGUCGAGGGAGGUGGGCAAAUCGGUCCGGUAUAAAUACGUAAUUGUAAGGAUGCAGCGUUAUCAGUCACUCGAUACUACUUCAGCUACUUCAGUUAGUCAACCAACAACAAAUCUGACAACAAUGAAGUCCAUUGCUUUGGUUGCUCUUUUCGUCGCGGUGGCGUUCGCCGCUCCCCAAGCACCGACAGAACCAAUCCCGAUUCUUCGUCAGGAUAGCCAAAUAAACGGCGACGGUUCAUAUCAAUACUCCUUUGAAACUGGAAACGGAAUUAGUGCGGACCAGAAGGGCGAUCUCAAGAAGGUCGGAGAUGUUGAGGCUUUGGAGGUGCAAGGCCAAUUCCAGUACCCCGGUGAGGACGGACAGAACAUCCAGCUGACGUACACUGCUGACGAAAACGGAUUCCAGCCUCAGGGCGCUCACCUGCCCACCGCUCCCCCAGUACCGGAGGCCAUCCAGCGCGCCCUCGCACACCUCGCCACCGCCGCGCCCCAGCCCCAGGAGCAAUGAGAGACUGAUCAACAAACCAUAAUUCAUAUCCUUAAAAUGUAGUUAAACAGAACUAAUGUCUAUACUACUUUAAUAGGAUAUGAUUACAUGUUUGUCUAUGUAUUAAGCAUUAAUUUUAUUUGUUGUAACAGUGUACAAUUUAGUACUAGAUACAUCUGACCGUUUUAUAUUUUUGUAGUGUGAAUAUAUAUUUUAAUUAUUA
This is a messenger RNA of Papilio polytes (common Mormon), 784 nucleotides long. Its product is annotated as endocuticle structural glycoprotein ABD-4-like. Gene Ontology annotation, molecular function: structural constituent of chitin-based larval cuticle. Gene Ontology annotation, cellular component: chitin-based extracellular matrix. NCBI's taxonomy places the organism in Eukaryota, Metazoa, Arthropoda, Insecta, Lepidoptera, Papilionidae. The record is from RefSeq and is a predicted model, not a curated record. The coding region runs from base 13 to 582 and encodes 189 amino acids. The transcript has 3 exons.